Messenger RNA from Dermacentor albipictus, 3498 nucleotides. The record is from RefSeq and is a predicted model, not a curated record. Lineage: Eukaryota; Metazoa; Arthropoda; Arachnida; Ixodida; Ixodidae.
AUGGAGGAAGAUUUUCACGACGCCACCGAGCCCGUCCUCGUGCAAGAUCGAAGCGGGCCCGCGGCAGGCACCCAAGCCCCGAAAGGCAGCACCCCAACGACAGGAAGACCACAGGCAGAAAGCAAUAACGACGUGGACCCGGAAUGGGAGAUCGCCAUGUCCAGGAGACAGAAGAGGCGCCAGCAAGACGGCAAAGGAUCGAGCAGCCAAGUUUUGGCGGGAACGGCACUAGGGAACAGAAAUUCCCUAGGCGACGAAAAGAUCACAGGCGGCGCGCCAGCUGCGCCGAAGCGAGUAGGAGGAGAGGGGCUGCCGCGGAGGAGACUGCCUCCGCUCCCGAAGGACGAUUUAAAGAUAGUGCUCAGGCCGAGGGGACUUGCAGUCAAGAGCUUGCAGACACGCCAGGUUGCGCGAGCGGUGGUCGCGGCCACCGGAUCCGGAUGCAAGGCUGAAGACUUGAUCAUCAGGCUGCGCAAUGGCUCCAACAUCAUAAUAGUAAGCACCGACAACGAAGAGGCGGCCCAACGUAUACGGCGCAUCACGCAGCUAACGUUCGGGAACAGCAGCUACGCCAUCAACGCACACGUGGCAGCGCCGGAGGGCACGUUGCGGGGGGUCAUCCACGGGGUGGACGCGGGGACCUCGCCGGAAGAGCUCAAGGCGAACCUUAGAGUCCGAACGCAAGGAGUCAAGAUCUUAGCAGCCAGGAUGCUGGGACGGUCGAGCACGGCGGUCAUCACAUUUGAUGGCCCCAUAAUCCCGAAGCAAGUACUCUACUACGGUGAAGAGAUGUGGUGCUAUCCGUACCGCCCUGCGAGACAAGUAUGCUACAAAUGCUGCCAGCAGGGGCAUCGGUCGGACGUCUGCCCGAAUCCGGAGGCCAAGGCCUGCACGCGGGACUGCAAGCAACGACUCAAGACGGCAGGCGAGCUGCGAGGAGGUCCCCAGCGACAUCAGCAGCAGAGGCGCAGCCGCAGCCGAAGCAGAGGCGGCGCAAGAAGACCGAGGUGGUUCCGAGACGAGGGCCAGGACCAGGGUCAACAAAACUUCAAUGCCUACCGGAGCGGGUCACGGAGCUGGAGCCGCGACCGGGGCCGGAGCCAGAGCCGAGGGUCCAACCGGGACGGAUCCUAUCCACCCCUGGGCGGCACGGGCCAGCAGCAGCAGCAAAAACAGCAAAAGAAGAGCGGCGGCGGCGUUAAGUCAGAUCGCAACACCAAGUUCAAUGCCUGUGUACUCAACGAGGUGGACUCCAAUAAUGAUCCAAUCAAUCGGUGGUGCAAGAGUGGAACCCGAAGUACAGAUGCAUUUUGUAUUCUCUGCAACUGCACCAUUUCUUGCGUGCAACAUGGAACAGCAGCAGUGAAGCGUCAUGCAGGAAUGAAGAAACACAUUGAUGCCGCUGCUAGACACAGAGACCAGGAUGGGAAUCUUCUUCCACCCAAAUUGGUGCAAGGCACACUGGACUUCUCUAAUGGGUCUAGUAAUACGUCACUUGAGCACCAAGUCAGCAAGGCAGAAACUAUUUUUGCUUUGUCUGUUGUCGCCAAGGGAAUUCCUUUUUCAUGGGGAGACACGGCAACUUCGAUUUAUCACUGCAUGUUCCCUGACAGCGGCAUAGCCAAAAAGUUUAGCUGUGGAAGGAUGAAAUUGGCACGGAUUGUAUCAGAUGGACUGGGUCCCUACUUCAAAGGACAAGUGGUGGCUGAGCUAUGCAAGCCAAAUGUUUAUUAUUCCAUUAUGAUCGAUGAAACACCAAAGCCAGAGCUAAGGGUGCAGCAACUAGAUGUCCUGGCACGUUACUUCUCCAGCAGCCAACAAGAAGUUGUUGUAGAGCAUCUUCAGUCAUUCGAUCUUGGCCGUGCAACCGCUGAAAUAAUUGUGGGCUGUAUAGAAGAAGCAAUUGCAGAUCUGCCAAAACAAGGACUUGUUUGUUUCUUUAGCGAUGGGCCUAAUGUUAUGAAGAGCGUAAAAAACAAGCUUCAGAAUCAUGUGGCACCAAGCUUAAUCGACAUUGGCAACUGUAAUCUCCAUAAGGUUCAUAAUGCAUUUGGAAAAGGCUUGGAUGCAUUUGGCUUGGAUGUCGAAGAAGUAGUAAGAAACAUCUACUACUACUUUAAAGGUGCUGUCCGCGCUGAAGCACUCAAAGAAUGCCAGGAGACCUUAGGAAUUCCUUGUCAUGUAUUUCUACGCCACGUUUCUAAUCGCUGGCUGACACUACAGGACUCGUUGUGCCGUGUUGAAGAACAGUUUGAAGCACUUUGUGCCUAUUUUAUUAAGGGAAGUACAUCAAAACAACGAUCUGACACUCGAAGCCUCCACAACAAGCUUGUGUCAGCAUUUUCUGAGAAGCAACUUUUGCCUAAAGUGUUGUUCUUAAAGAACUGUGCGCAGCUUUUUAGUGGAUUUCAGCUGCUGUUUCAAAGGCAAGAGCCGCUCUUGCACAUACUUCACACUGAACUUAUUGCUCUGGUCCAGCGAGUCCUAAGUCGGUUCCUGCGUCAUGAGGCCUUUGCAGACAAGAGCGCUGAAGAACUAAAAAGGCUAGACGUGACGGAUUCAUCUCUUUGGAAGUCAAAACCUGAAGUUGGUACAGAUACCGAAAAAUCAAUGCUUCAGUGGGACUCAAGUGAGAAGAAGCGGUUUUAUCUUGGAGCACGGGCUUUCUACUUGGCCUGUGCCAAGGACCUUCUUCAUAAGCUUCCGCUUGACAAUCGAGUUCUUCAGUGUGCCAGCCUCCUCAGUUUACAGUCAACAAAUGUUGAGUCCGAAGUGCGAUCACUAAAAUACCUUGUGUCGCAGCUUCUUCAAGUAAUCAAGAAUGAAGAAGUUUUGUCAGUAAUUGAUGAGUGGCAUAUGCUGAAGUGUGACUCCAAUAGUGCCCUUCUGGCCCUUGAAAAUGAACGAAUUGAUGCUCGUUGGGCCAAAAUAUUUGAACAGAAGUCUGCUGGAGGUCAACCAAAGUAUCCGUUGCUGUCGAAGCUUAUGAAGUGUCUGCUGUGUCUACCACAUGGCAAUGCAGACUGCGAACGAGGGUUUAGUGAAAAUAAACGCUUGUACGAAAACCGCUACUCAUUAUGCAUUGCAAGCAUUAACGGACUGCGCCAGACAAAAACAUACCUUCGCCGCUAUGAUGGAGAUGCCAGUAAAGUUCCCUUGUCUACAGAGCUGCUGCAAAGUGUGAGGAGAUCCAGAGCCCGAUAUGCAGAGAGAACUGCAAGUGCACAUCAGUCGGAAAGCAGAAAAAGGCUUGGAGGCAAAGACUCUGGGGCCGAUAUUGUCGAUGAAAAGCGGCUCCGAAAGAGCUUGGAAGAAAAGGUCACCUCAUCUAGGGCACUGCUGAAGCGAGCAGAAGACAUAAUUUCUUCUGGUUUGAAUUCCAAGAGCCUGGAGCAAGUUGAAGCUGGGCAAACUUUAUUAGCUGAAGGCAAUUACACUUUAAGCCAAACCCUCUCACAGCUGGAAGAUUUGAACAAGAAGGCAAGCAAAAGGCAAUAA